Molecule: messenger RNA, 3221 nt
Organism: Nerophis ophidion (straightnose pipefish)
Lineage: Eukaryota; Metazoa; Chordata; Actinopteri; Syngnathiformes; Syngnathidae
Gene: rgl2
Product: ral guanine nucleotide dissociation stimulator-like 2
Exons: 21
Coding region: 263-2503 (746 amino acids)
Biological process (GO): positive regulation of GTPase activity; Ras protein signal transduction
Cellular component (GO): plasma membrane
Molecular function (GO): guanyl-nucleotide exchange factor activity
Source: RefSeq, a predicted model, not a curated record
CACACACACACAGAGAGAGAGAGAGAGAAAGGGCUAUCAGCUGCUCGCACAUGCACAACGGCGACGCAGAUAGAGAAGAAAAAGGGAGGUUGAGGGUGGGUGAGGCGGAGGUCCACACCAAAACCACCCACUCUCUGGCAGCAGCUGACCUGCCCCGAUGGACGAGAACGUGUGGGCACACGGUGGUCUGGAGGUGCCGGAGGAGUCCAGUCCGCCAGACGCAUCCAGCUCAUGAGACUUGGGCCCAUGCACAGCUGGCACCAUGCUGCCCCAUCACAUGCGAACAGGUGGAUAUGACCUGCCGGGGACGGAGUCCAGCGAGGUGCCCCUAAUCGCCUACCGACCCCUUGGGCCCGAUGACGGGGUCGACGUCCCGGGCACCCCAUCUGACAUGGAUGACACGCAGAGUCUCCAGGUGGAGUCGUUACCCAUGAAGACGACCUGGUACUGUCCUCUGGAUCUGCGGAGAUGGGAAGCUGAGAUGUGUGUUCAGUCCACAGUGGUGGAGGAGGAAGAGGACGGAGUGGUCUACACAGUAGUGGUCAAACAAGCGCACGGCUCACCCUCCAGCCCUACGCCGUCUCGCUGCCAGUGCGUGAAAGCGGGCACGGAGGAAAAGCUGGCGCUCCACCUCCUCCACUCCUUGGCCCUGGGGGACUCCACCUACGUCACCGUCUUCCUGGCCACCUAUAGGUCCUUCACCUCCACCGAGCGAGUGCUGGACACCCUCGCUGACAGGAUGGAGCGCCCGCCCGGCGACAGCUCCAGGAGCCAGGCGAGGAGGUCCUUCAACAAAGCAGUGUGCACCGUCUUCAGCAUGUGGCUGAUCGAGUACCCCGAGGACUUCAAGGGCUUGAGGGAGCCCUCGCGCCUCCUGCGACUGGCGCCCCUCCUCCCGCGAGAAUCCUCGUCUGCGGCCGACCUGCGCGCUCGCCUCCUCAGGGUCGCCGAGGAGCUGAGCGAGAAGGCCCUGCUGCCCAACGCCUUUAAAGACGUGCACAUCUCCCACAGCCCGAACCCCGAUGUGUCCAAGUUCGAAGCCACCAGAAUCCUGGGCUUCCCCUCGGCCACCAUCGCCGAGCAGCUCACUCGCAUCGAAACGGAGCUGUUUGUGCGCCUGGUGCCGUACCACUGCCUGGGCUCCUCGUGGUCCCAGCGGGACAAGAAAGGCCGGGAAGGCGCGUGCUGGUCCGUGCGGGCCACCGUACGCCAGUUCAACCGGCUGGCCAACGCCGUCCUGGCGUCCUGCCUGUGGCCCACCAGGCUGCGCAGUCAGCAGCGAGCUCGGCUCCUGGAGAAGUGGAUCAGUGUUGCAGAGGCGUGUCGAGCCAGGAAGAACUUCUCAUCGCUCUACGCCAUCGUGUCCGCCCUGCAGAGCAACCCCAUCCACCGGCUGAGGAGGACCUGGCAGGAAACGGACAAGGAGGCCACCAGGAAGUACGAGGAGCUCUCCGAGAUCUUCUCAGACAAGGACAACUACUCUCAGAGCAGAGAACUCCUGAAGGAGGAAGGCACAUCCAAGUUCACCAACCUGGACAAGCGGCUCAGCAGGUCCAGCGCCCAGGGCACCGUGCCCUACCUGGGGAUCUUCCUCACCGACCUCACCAUGUUGGACACGGCGGUCAAAGACCGGCUGGAUAACGGCUAUAUCAACUUCGACAAAAGAAGGCGGGAAUUUGAGGUUUUAGCUCAAAUUCGACUCCUGCAGUUGUCUUGCAAAAACUGUGUGUUCGCCAAGGACGAGGCCUUCCUGCGUUGGUACCACAGCGUGCCCACGCUAGCUGAGGAGCAAAGUUACAGACUGUCCAACGAGAUCGAAGCGCUCAGUGAGGCGGGCCCUCGAGGCCCCACCCCGACUGUCAUCGUCACGCAGUGUCCCGAUCUGAGUUCUUCCAGGAACAGUCUGUCCGCCGACUCUGAGGGCCUCUUUGACUUCUCCACCCCCGUCAACAACCUGCUGUCCAAACUCACAAAGCACAUGAAGUCUCCGUCCGUGUCCUGCUUGGACGUGGACACGUCGCCUCCCGUCGGUGACGCCUCCUCCACCGCCCCGCCGGCUCCCAGCACGCCGCCCAAAUCUCACCGCCGCUCCGCCUCCUGCGGCAACACCCCGGCCAACGGCGCUAAGGGCUCGGGGCCCGACAUGCGCAUCAUCAGGAUCGGCAUGGACCUGCAGGAUGGGAACCUGUACAGGAGCAUCCUGGUCACCAGCAAUGACAAGACACCCACCGCCGUCAGCGCCGCCCUGGAGAAGCACAAUCAGGACCCCAAGCAGGCGUCCAGAUAUGAGCUGAUCCAACUCCUGCCUGAAGGGAAAGAGCUCAUCAUCCCCGCCACAGGAAACGUCUUUUACGCCAUGACGUCGUCCAGCGUGGACUUCCUGCUGAGAAGGAAAGACGCAAACACGCCCCUCGGCUCGCCAUCAAUCAGCCAAUCAGAGACGAGCGCCACUUAUCCUCGAAUCAAAGCCAAGGGGAGGAGACUAGUCCGAACGCUCUUUUGAUGACAGUAAUAGAUUUUAUUUGUAAACGGCACUUUACAUUGAGUAAACAACCUCAAAGUGCUACAGUGUGUUAAAAAAAAAUAAAAACAUAAUUAAAAUAAAUGAAAAUAAAUACUAGAACAGCAUAAUAGCUAGAACUAGUAUAUCUCAGAGUACUUUUCAUUUGUUCUCUUUUCUGCUUUGUUUUCCAAAUGUAUUUUAUUUAAUACCUAAGGGUUCUUCCAUUGCUCUUGCUAAAUGUAUAUUUUUUUAAUAAUUUUUUUUACCUCAUUUUGUUAAUAUUGUAUUUAAUUUUUCCUUAUGUUGCAUUUAUUUCACCGGAAUUAUGUGACGCUUUUAUUGUUAUGAAUGUAAUAUUUUAGUGUGUAUGCGAUGCUCUUAUUUAAUUGUAUUUUGUACGUCAUCACUUGUUCAGUAUUAGAAAAGAAGUCCUGACGUGACCGACAUCUGGCAAGCAUCCCGGAUUCACCACUGGAGGAAGAAUAGUUGUUUUUUUUCCAAGUCUUCACAACUCAAUCCACACUUUGGGAAAUGUCUCAAAGGGUGAUGUCAUGAUGAUGACGUUUCCAUGGCGACAAAAACAUUUGUCAGUCCCAAAACACUGAAACGUCUCAUGUAAGUUAUUAGUUUCUAUAUUUUCCUUCAAUAUUGUGUUUACGUUAGCAUGGACUUUAACGUACGUCACAGGAAAAAAAAAAAAAAAAAAAAGCAAAAUAAA